Messenger RNA from Chinchilla lanigera (long-tailed chinchilla), 3829 nucleotides. RefSeq names its product suppression of tumorigenicity 14 (colon carcinoma) (gene St14). Gene Ontology annotation, molecular function: serine-type endopeptidase activity; protein binding. The record is from RefSeq and is a predicted model, not a curated record. Gene Ontology annotation, cellular component: membrane. The transcript has 19 exons. Gene Ontology annotation, biological process: acrosome reaction; proteolysis. Bases 151 to 2721 code for a protein of 856 amino acids. Lineage: Eukaryota; Metazoa; Chordata; Mammalia; Rodentia; Chinchillidae.
GAGCCGCCGCCGCGGGCCGGGCGCUGGGUCUGCCCGGGAAGUCAGCCGGAUCCGCGCCCGCGCGCCCCCCGCACUCCGCGGGCCAUGGCAGCCGGCUGCCGGCAGGGACCAGACCUCUGAGACCCUCGCCGGAACCCGGGCCCCGAGACCAUGAAGAACGAUCGCGCGCGCAAGGCUGGAGGGCCCCCCAGGGACUUCGGCGCGGGACUCAAGUACAGCUCGCGACCGGAGGAGAGCAUGAAAGGCUUCGAGGAGGGCGUGGAGUUCCUGCCUGUGAACAAUGCCAAGCAGGUGGAGAAGCGAGGCCCCCGGCGCUGCGUGGUGCUGGCAGCCCUGCUGCUCAGCUUCCUCUUGCUCUCGCUCGCGGCGGGCCUGCUGGUGUGGCACUUCCAGUACCGCAACGUGCAGGUGCAGAAGGUCUUCAAUGGCUACCUGAGGAUCACAAAUGAGAACUUCCUGGAAGCCUAUGAGAACUCGAGCUCCGAGGAGUUUAUAAACCUGGCCAAGAAGGUGAAGGAGGCGCUGAAGUUGUUAUACCUCGAGGUCCCGGUCCUGGGCCCCUACCACAGGAAGUCGGCCGUGACUGCCUUUAGCGAGGGCAGCGUCAUUGCCUACUACUGGUCAGAAUUCAGCAUCCCCACAAACCUGGAGGUGGAGGUGGAGCGGGCCAUGGCGGAGAAGCGAGUGAUCACGCUGCCGCCCCGAGGCCGGGCACUCAGCUCCUUUGUGGUGACCUCAGUGGUGGCGUUCCCCACUGACCCCAGAAUAUUGCAGAGGACCCAGGACAACAGCUGCAGUUUCGCCCUGCACGCCCGGGGCAAGGAAGUGACGCGCUUCACCACCCCCGGCUUCCCUGACAGCCCCUACCCGGCUCGCGCCCGCUGCCACUGGACCCUGCGGGGCGAUGCGAACUCGGUGCUGAGCCUCACCUUCCGCAGCUUUGACCUCGCCCCCUGUGAUGAGCAGGAUAGCGACCUGGUCACGGUGUACAAUAGCCUGAGCCCUGUGGAGCCCCAUACCAUGGUUCGGCUGUGUGGCACCUACCCUCCCUCCUACAACCUGACCUUCCUCUCCUCCCAGAACGUCCUGCUCAUCACGCUGAUCACCAACACGGAGCGGCGCCAUCCCGGCUUCGACGCCUCCUUCUCCCAGCUGCCCAAGAUGAGCAGCUGUGGGGGCUCCCUGCGUGAUGUCCAUGGGACGUUCAGCACCCCCUACUACCCCGGUCACUACCCGCCCAACAUCAACUGCACGUGGGACAUCCAGGUGCCCAACAACCAGAACGUGAAGUUGCGCUUCAAAUACUUCUACCUGCUGGAGCCCCAUGUGGUGCUGGGCACCUGCUCCAAGGACUAUGUGGAGAUCAACGGGGAGAAGUACUGUGGAGAGAGGCCCCAGUUUGUCGUUAUCAGCAAGAGCAGCAGGAUCACAGUGCACUUCCACUCGGAUCACUCCUACACCGACACAGGGUUCCUCGCUGAAUACCUCUCCUAUGACUCCAAGGACCCCUGCCCGGGGAUGUUCACGUGCGGCACGGGCCGGUGCAUCCGGAGGGACCUGCGCUGCGACGGCUGGGCAGACUGCACGGACCACAGCGAUGAGCGCAACUGCAGCUGCAACCCCGCCCACCAGUUCACAUGCAAGAACAAGUUGUGCAAACCCCUGUUCUGGGUCUGUGACGGUGUGAACGACUGCGGGGACAACAGUGAUGAGCUGGCAUGCAAGUGUCCUGAGGGGACCUUCAAGUGCACCAGUGGGAAGUGCCUCCCGAAGAACCAGAAGUGCAACGGGAAGGACGACUGUGGCGACGGCUCCGAUGAGGCCUCGUGUGACACUGUGAGUGUUGUCACUUGCACCAGCCACACCUUUCACUGCCACAACGGGCUGUGUGUGAACAAGGGCAACCCCGAGUGUGAUGGCAAGAAAGACUGCGAGGAUGGCUCAGAUGAGAAGAACUGUGACUGUGGGCUGCGGUCGUUCACCAAACGAGCUCGGGUGGUCGGGGGCACGGACUCGGAGAGCGGUGAGUGGCCCUGGCAGGUGAGCCUGCAUGCCCUGGGCCAGGGCCACGUCUGCGGGGCCUCGCUCAUCUCUCCCAACUGGCUGGUCUCGGCGGCACACUGCUUUGUGGAUGAAAACAGUUUCAAGUACUCGGACCCCACCAAGUGGACGGCCUUCCUGGGUCUGCUGGACCAGGGCCAGCGCACGGCCACCGGGGUGCAGGAGCAUGAGCUCAAACGCAUCAUCCCACACCCCUCCUUCAACGACUUCACCUUCGACUAUGACAUUGCGCUGCUGGAACUGAAGAAGCCGGCGGAAUACAGCGCUGUGGUGCGGCCCAUCUGCCUGCCCGACACCACUCAUGUCUUCCCGGCCGGCAAGGCCAUCUGGGUCACAGGCUGGGGGCACACGGAGCAGGGAGGCACUGGGGCCCUGAUCCUGCAGAAGGGUGAGAUCCGGGUCAUCAACCAGACGACCUGUGAGGACCUGCUGCCGCAGCAGAUCACCCCGCGUAUGAUGUGCGUGGGUUUCCUCAGCGGGGGCGUGGACGCCUGCCAGGGCGACUCUGGGGGCCCCCUGUCCAGCGUGGAGGCGGAUGGGCGAAUCUUCCAGGCAGGCGUAGUGAGCUGGGGCGAAGGCUGUGCGCAGAAGAACAAGCCGGGCGUAUACACGAGGCUCCCUGUAUUUCGGACCUGGAUCAAAGAGCAGACUGGGGUGUAGAGACGGGUCCCCCACAUGACUCCAACGUGCACGCCUGUGGGGAUACCCAGCUGGCCAGCUACAGUCUGAGGACAGGACCCCUGGCCACAUCCCUGCUUUGGGCCCCUCCUCCCCCAGAACCCAGACUGCACACUCGCCUGCAAGCGUCCGAGUCCACCUGGAGAGCCCCAGCCUCCCUCAGCCUACAGGUGCGGCCCAGAGCCGGGGAGGAGGCGCCGAAUGCUGGUGCUGCCGGGCCGAAGGCUGGAAGAUGCGGCUCCCCGCUCCCGCCCAGCUGGGCGCGGCGCUCUUCCGCGGUGGUGCCCCCCAGCCCCAGGGAAGCUGUUAGGGACCUUCCCCGUGCAAGGGGUGGGGGUGCAGGCUCAGGGCUGUGGGGUCCUAGGUCACCCUGUUCAGGAAAUCGCAGCCUGCGAUUCUGGACUCUGGAAAACAGAGGAAUCUAAAAAUGGAUCUGUUUCACCAGCUCCCAGGGUGGCUUCCCUGUGUGCGUUUGUGUGUGUGAGUAAAACAUUGUAUUUCUUUUUAAUUACCUUUUUUUCUUCUGAAGUUGAGAGGUUCUCCUUCCUCCUAGCUCCAUUUGCAAGAAACCAGUCUUUUCCCCCUCCAAUCAGAUUUUAUUGGUACAUUUUAGAUAUACAUAAUGAUCACAUUCAUCAUACACAAUUUGUACCUCUAUCUGAUAUAACUUGUUUUGCAAGAAACUAGUCAUAAGUUCCUCUUAGGUGGGCCAGCCCUACUCUGUCCAGUGCCCUCAGCAGGAGGCCUGGAGGAAGUAGGUGGUCAUCUAUGACUGGCGUCACAGUGUGGUCCUGUGGCAGGAACAUCGGGGUCCCCAGGGCAUGCACAGGUGUGACUUCUCAUGUUGCACUAGGCUCUCGGGUGAGCAGCUCUGGGCAAGAGGGCAGCAGUCUGUGCUCUGAGAGGCCCCAGAGGGUUCCAGUGCAUGCUGGAGUUUGAGAAGCAGUUUAAUUUCCUGCUGCUCCAAGACUAUGGUGUCCAGACCAAAGUCGGCAGCAGUGCCUUUGAUCCUACGGUCCUGGGACCCUGCUGGGAUUUAGACUCAUUUGAACCCUGGAAAAUCAAUAAAGUGUCUUCCAAAAGACUGCAA